UUGUAACGAGAAUGCUUCAACAUUACUACUCUUCAUUGACAGUACUUCUUAACGAAUUGAUUUCUUGUGCCACGAUAUCUCAUACAAUGAUUCAGCUCUUUUUAUCUCUAUAAAUGACCACUUCCCCCAUCGUUAAUUUCCACGGCUAAAAGCUAAAAAUCAUCAAAGUACUCAAAUUGGCAUGGCUACCAUGGUUGCUUUCUUGAACUUGGUCAUCAUGCUUUCAGUGGUCUCUACCGGAAAGUCACUGAGCUUAAACUACUAUGAAAAUACAUGCCCUAAAGCGGAGUGCAUUGUUGCGAAGGCAGUGAAGGAUGCCACUGCUAAGGACAAAACUGUUCCAGCAGCACUUCUUCGAAUGCACUUCCAUGAUUGUUUCAUUCGGGGGUGUGAUGCCUCCGUGCUGUUAAAUUCAAAAGGAAACAAUAAAGCAGAAAAAGAUGGGCCACCAAACGUUUCUUUGCAUGCAUUCUAUGUCAUUGAUGCAGCAAAGAAAGCAUUAGAAGCUGCAUGCCCUGGUGUGGUCUCUUGUGCUGAUAUCCUAGCUCUGGCAGCAAGGGACGCAGUUUUUCUGUCUGGAGGACCUACAUGGGAUGUUCCUAAAGGAAGAAAGGAUGGAAGAACAUCUAAGGCCAGUGAAACCAUAAAGUUACCAGGUCCAACCUUCAACUUAUCACAACUGCGGCAAAGCUUCUCUCAAAGAGGACUGUCUGGGGAAGACUUGGUAGCUCUGUCAGGGGGGCAUACUCUGGGUUUCUCUCAUUGCUCAUCUUUCAAGAGCAGACUCCACAGCUUCAAUGCUACACAUGAUAUUGACCCUUCAUUAAAUCCGUCAUUUGCAGAAAAACUGAAAUCAAUUUGUCCACUAAAAAAUCUGGCAAAAAAUGCAGGCACCACUAUGGACCCUUCUUCAGCAACUUUCGACAAUACAUAUUACAGGUUGAUCCUCCAACAUAAAGGCUUGUUUUCUUCUGAUCAAGCUUUGCUUGAUAACCCAGACACCAAGAAUCUGGUUACGAAGUUUGCCACCUCACAAAAGGCAUUUAAUCAGGCUUUCGCAAAGUCCAUGAUCAAAAUGAGUAGCAUCAACGGGGGACAAGAGGUUAGGAAGGACUGCAGAGUGGUCAAUUAAAAAAUUAAAUCAAUUUGAAAGUUGAUGUUGCAUACAAGUUAUUCAGUACGAAAUUGGUGGAACAAAGUUCCCAUAUGGGCAAGAAUAUUGCAUCUUUUUCCUCCACAAAAAAGAAAUUGGUAUAUUUAUCUCAAGUUAAUAAUAUAUAAAUCAUGUCUUGGGAAAUUAAUUUAGUAGUUAUAAAUAUCAUUUUGGUAGUCUUGAGUAAUGAGUCAAGCAAGGUUCCGCCGGACAAAUGAAGGUAUCCCUGCUUAAUCAAAGGAUGAAAGUCAAGGUAAAAAUUAAGAGCUCAACUUUUGUGACAA
Molecule: messenger RNA, 1437 nt
Organism: Vigna unguiculata (cowpea)
Lineage: Eukaryota; Viridiplantae; Streptophyta; Magnoliopsida; Fabales; Fabaceae
Product: peroxidase 64-like
Biological process (GO): response to oxidative stress; hydrogen peroxide catabolic process
Molecular function (GO): peroxidase activity; heme binding
Source: RefSeq, a predicted model, not a curated record